Messenger RNA from Rhododendron vialii, 1719 nucleotides. RefSeq names its product heparanase-like protein 2. The transcript is spliced from 9 exons. Bases 2 to 1570 code for a protein of 522 amino acids. NCBI's taxonomy places the organism in Eukaryota, Viridiplantae, Streptophyta, Magnoliopsida, Ericales, Ericaceae. The record is from RefSeq and is a predicted model, not a curated record. Gene Ontology annotation, cellular component: membrane; plant-type cell wall. Gene Ontology annotation, molecular function: beta-glucuronidase activity.
AAUGGAGUUGUUGAAAGUUGUUGCAGUGUUGUGUGUUCUUCUGUCAUGGAUUCCUCUGUUUCUAUCGGAAGACGUGGGAGUGAAAGUUGAAGGAGUGACUUCCAUUGCCAAAACAGACGAUAAUUUCGUCUGUGCAACUUUGGACUGGUGGCCAAGCAAUAAGUGUGACUACAAUCAGUGCCCAUGGGGAAAUGCUGGGAUUCUCAAUCUGGAUUUGAAAAACAAGAUUUUAUCAAAAGCUAUCAAAGCGUUCAGUCCCCUUCGGAUCAGGGUCGGAGGUUCACUGCAAGAUCAGGUCGUGUACAAGGUCGGAAAUCUAGUCAAGAAAUGCCCUCGUUUUAAGCUGAGAAAAGAUGGCAUGUUUGGAUUCAGCCCUGGUUGCCUCUCCAUGAACAGAUGGGACGACCUCAACAACUUGUUCAAUGAAACCGGAGCCAUGGUAACGUUCUCGGUGAAUGCUCUGUUGGGGAGGAAGAAGCCCAAGGAUAACGAGUCUCACUGGAUCGGCGACUGGGCUCCGCAAAACACCCGUGAUCUCAUGGCCUACACGGUCUCAAAGGGAUACAAGAUCGACUCGUAUGAAAUGGGAAAUGAGCUGUGUGGAGAAGGGUACGUUUCAGCAAGAGUGGAGGCUCGGCAGUACGGAAAAGACGUAAUCGCCCUCAAGGAACUAGUGAAAGAAUUGUACCCAGAUCCAUCAACACAGCCAAAGGUCUUGGGUCCAGCUGGGUUUUAUGAUGAGAAAUGGUUUAAUGAAUUCCUUGAGGCUACAGGGCCAGGAGUUGUUGAUGGGUUAACCCACCAUAUCUACAACCUUGGUGCAGGUGUUGAUGCCAACCUUAUCAACAAGGUCCAAGACCCAUAUUUUCUAGACCAGAUAGCUCAGACAUACAGAGACAUUUCUACCACAAUUAAGAGCUUCGGGCCUUGGACCGGAGCAUGGGUCGGAGAAGCAGGCGGAGCUUAUAACAGCGGUGGAAAAGACGUAUCGCAUACCUUCGCCAAUGGCUUCUGGUACCUGGAUCAACUGGGCAUGACAUCAACCUUCAACCACAAGGUUUUCUGCAGACAAGCCUUAAUUGGAGGAAAUUAUGGUCUCCUUAAUACUACAACAUUCAUCCCUAAUCCUGAUUAUUAUGGUGCCCUUCUAUGGCAUCGCUUGAUGGGAACGACCGUGCUUCAGACUACUCAGAACAGUUCUCCUUACCUACGCGUAUAUUCUCAUUGCUCGAAGACAAAGCCGGGUGUUACUCUGCUUAUGAUCAACAUGUCGAACUCCACAGCCUUUGAUGUUUCGGUGGUCAACGACCUGAACUUGUAUCCUGAGGAACAGAAGUCAGCAGAUGAAAGCCAACAAGAACCAAGGGAGGAGUACCACUUGACUCCAAAAGAUGGGAAUAUUCAAAGUGAUGUGUUGCUGCUAAAUGGUAUCCCUCUGGUGCUCACAGAGUCAAAUGACAUCCCGGCUAUGAACCCAAAGCUCGUCGAUGCUGCCAAGCCCAUCAAUGUCGCACCCGACUCAAUUGUCUUUGCUACUAUCAGAGGAUUCAACGCACCGGCCUGUGCUUAGGAACUAGUAGUAUUAGGUUUCUCUUUUGGUUAAAUGUCGUCAGUUCUGGGAUCAAUUUCUUUAUCUCCGUUUCCUAACUUCUUCACACACAUUUUGACUGUUUUCAUAGCCAAAUGGUAUAGAACGACUUAAGCUUUUGUAGGGUCAAA